AUGAAUGAUAUUUUAAAAAGUGAUAAUCAAUUCAUAAAAGUAUGGUAUCUCUUUUUCUGUUGGAUGAGAUACUUCGUGGAUCAUAAAAUUGGAAUUAGAAGAGGAAAUUACAGGAUGCAAAUGUCAAAUUUGGCUGC
Funneliformis mosseae is the source of this 137-nucleotide messenger RNA. Lineage: Eukaryota; Fungi; Glomeromycota; Glomeromycetes; Glomerales; Glomeraceae. The record is from the annotation of a GenBank genome assembly.